CCUCGAGCGCAGAACGGCAUCUAUCCGCUGUAGAGCUGCGCUUCACCCCUCGCGAAGUACUGUGCCAUACUUCACUUCACUGCGCAAUCCGACGAAUCAACGGGUUGGUCGAGUGACGCGGUCCCGAAAUGCUGGAACCAGCGUAUUCGAAAAUCGCAUGUGAAAAGGUACUACCGCCAACAACAUCCAUCCUGUCGAUCCUCUCUACCCAGUACCUUUCCAAGCUCCCUUCUUGCUUCCCAAACCCAUCAGCUCAUAUUCUGCUGGCUUUGCAGUUUCACCAACCCCAGAUUGACUGGUGGACAGUCAUGUAACGGGCCUGCACAAGAUGGCUGCUGAACUUCGACGCCGGGCCAUCGGCGCAAACACGCCCUCGGCGGGCACGCCUUCAGAGUCAUCAACAUCUGCCCCGGCAGUAGCACAGGAUGAGAUUCCUACGAAAAUGGAGCUGGGCGUGGGAGACGCGGUCAAAAUUGUCCACCACACCCACAAGGAUAAGACCAAGAAACGGAAAACCACCUUCAUCUUCUUGCUUGGGAGUCUGUUCGGUAUCAUUGCCGCGGGCUUCCUAGCCAAGGAGAAUGAUCUAAUUCCCGAGAUGGGUGAGCUCAGCAUGUUUGACACUAUAUUCGAGGCACUGCCCGCAGGUUUAGCAAAGGACCUGCGAGACUUAAUGAAGGGCGAGCGCGAAAUGGUCGACAGCGUUGAUUCGUUCGCCGUCGGAUACAAAGCACGAAGCGAGGGUCUCGAAGUCGACCACCCCGUCAUAAUGAUUCCAGGUGUCAUCUCGACUGGCCUUGAAUCUUGGGGUACUGGGAAUAUAUCGCGUCCCUACUUUCGAAAGAGGUUGUGGGGCAGUUGGACAAUGAUGAAAGCGUUGGUGAUGGACAAGGAGGUGUGGAAGAAGCACAUUAUGCUCGAUAAAAGGACUGGACUCGACCCUCCUGGUAUCAAGCUGAGAGCUGCUCAGGGCUUUGAUGCUACCGAUUUCUUCAUUACGGGUUACUGGAUCUGGAACAAGAUAUUCGAAAACCUCGCGUCUCUGGGCUACGAUCCUACAAAUUCGUUCACUGCGGCAUAUGACUGGAGGCUGUCAUAUGCGAAUCUCGAGACCCGCGAUCAGUACUUCACCAGAUUGAAGAACUAUGUGGAACUAGCUCAUGGGUUUUCCGGAAGGAAGGUCGUCCUCGUGUCGCACAGCAUGGGUGGACAGGUUAUGUUCUAUUUCUUUCACUGGGUCGCGUCACAGAAAGGAGGCAAGGCGGGCGACGACUGGGUCGAAGAACACGUCGAGGCGUGGAUUAACAUUAGCGGAUGCAUGUUAGGAGCUGUGAAAGACAUCCCGGCCAUCCUGUCGGGAGAAAUGAGAGACACGGCUCAGCUGAACGCAUUUGCCGUAUAUGGAUUGGACAAAUUCUUGAACAAGGAUGAAAGAGCUGAGAUGUUCCGUGCGAUGCCAGGUAUCUCUUCCAUGAUGCCGAAAGGAGGUGAACGCGUUUGGGGCAAUCUUACAUGGGCUCCGGAUGACCAGCCAGGCCAGAAGAACUCGUAUGGAUCCGUGCUUAACUUUCGCACCGGUGUCAACUGGACGGCCCCGGACAAAAACUUCACGGUAGCCCAAUCUAUGGACUACAUUAUGAACACCACCGAGGACUGGUACCGAGACCAAAUGAAGGACAGCUACUCACAUGGCAUCGCAGACACGACAGCCCAGGUGGAAGUCAACGAGAACAACCCCCGCAAGUGGAUCAACCCGUUGGAAUCCCGUCUACCGUUGGCCCCGUCUCUGAAGAUCUAUUGCUUCUAUGGCGUGGGUAAGCCCACCGAGCGGGCAUACUAUUACCGCACUCCAGAAAUGCCCAGCUUGACAAAUCUCAACGUCACCAUUGACACGGCACUAACCGUGGAUGAUAUUGACCAUGGCGUCAUUAUGGGUGAGGGCGAUGGCACAGUCAACUUGCUCAGCACGGGAUACAUGUGUCAUAAGGGCUGGAAACUCAACCGGUACAACCCAGCGGGAGUGCAAAUCAUUACACACGAGAUGGCACAUGAGCCGGAGCGAUUCAAUCCCAGAGGAGGGCCGAACACGGCAGACCACGUGGAUAUUCUGGGUAGACAGAAUCUGAAUGAGCUGAUCUUAAGAGUAGCGGCGGGCAAAGGGCACAUGAUUCAAGAGAAUAUUGUCAGUAACAUCUCAGAGUACGCUGAAAAGGUCAAAAUUUACGAAGAGGGCGAGGAGCCCCAGGAUUGGGAAGCGGAGAAGCAAGAGGCGGAUGGGGAGCCUGAAUGACGGCAUGAUUGAUUAGGUAUAUGUGGAUGCAUAGAGCAUGAUGGCGUUCAGAGUAUUUACAUUUGGCUCAAAUGGGGCCUUCGGCGGCUUUAGCCAAGUAAUUCUCGCGUGAUGGGGAGGGGGUGAGGGCAUAAGGCACAUGCGUAUACUACCCGAUGGUGGGGUUUCGGCGAUGUGGUUCUGAUCGAGGCAAUACCCCGUUUAUUCAUUUCUGGAAGCUCAUAUAGAAGGCAGUAUGGUUGGGCUGAAUAUAUACA
Molecule: messenger RNA, 2547 nt
Organism: Pseudomassariella vexata
Lineage: Eukaryota; Fungi; Ascomycota; Sordariomycetes; Amphisphaeriales; Pseudomassariaceae
Product: Lecithin:cholesterol acyltransferase-domain-containing protein
Exons: 2
Coding region: 329-2290 (653 amino acids)
Biological process (GO): triglyceride biosynthetic process; lipid storage
Cellular component (GO): cytoplasm; perinuclear endoplasmic reticulum
Molecular function (GO): phospholipid:diacylglycerol acyltransferase activity
Source: RefSeq, a predicted model, not a curated record